AUGGCGGAAUAUGAUGGAAACAGCCUAUCUAGCCCAGUCGUUUCCGAACAUGGAGAAAAGCGUACAAGAAUGUUUACACAUAAAGGUUUCCGGAACACGCUUAUAAACCAGACAAAAACAUUUAACAAACAAACGAAAGUAUUACGGGUUGCGAUUGACCUGGUAUACAAAGCGAUAGAGGAGAAUUCAGCGAUAAAGGAAGCCCUAGACUCGCUCGAAAAAGAGAGACGAAUGCUCGUAAAUUCUGUUAAAAGUCUUGAAGAACUCUUUGCACAGGACAAGUGGGGUGAAACAACCGACGUGGAACCAACCAUCAGAAAAGCCUUCGAAAGUUUCCUACACGCAGCUGAGGUCGUUUCGCAAGAGGCAGGAAAGAAACUUGACAAUAAUAAAAGCAGAGUCGCGAACACGACCUCCGUAAGGUCCAGAAGAUCGAGAACUUCGGUGAAAACUGGAUCUACACGUUCAUCACUUCAUUCAGAAAGAAGAAUAGCAAUGGCGGAAGCAGCUGCCGCGAAAGAGCAAGCGGAGUACGACAGAUUAAUUGCUCAAAUGGAGAAAGAUCGGAAGCAACGCGAAGCCCAAGAGGUGCUAGAGAGAUCAGCAGCACAAGCCCGACAUGAACACGAUAUAGCAGUUCUUGCAGCCCGGAAAUUGGAAGCAGUAGCUCAAGCGAAGCUCGAAGCCAUUGAAAGAUCCAUAAUCCAGGAGGAAGACGAUUCGUAUUCUGGGAAAUCAAGUCGGAAAGCCAGCGUAGAACCUUUGGAACGCACCAAAGCUUGGGUGGAGAGCCAACCUCCCUUUGAAGGUGAUGUGGUGAGAAAGAUUAAACGAGAAGUUAACGAUGAGUUCAAUCAGACUUUACCCCAUCCCAUCGGACACCGAUCGGAAAGACACCAUAUAUAUGAAACACAAGAACCUAGUCGCGUAGUUCAACAAUGUAUGGGAGCGAUAGCUACGACCAACGAGAAGCUAACUGCAAGUCUGGCAAAGUUGAGUUUGCCGAAAUGUCACCCAGAUGUAUUUUCUGGAGACGCUACGAUGUUCCAUCCUUGGAAAAGCGCAUUUAAAGGAAUGACGGAAAGUUGCAACGUCACCCCAGAGAACGAAAUGAACUAUUUAUGCAUGUAUACAACCGGCGAGCCACGAAAGUUGGUGAACGGUUAUCGGAAAAGACGUCAUAAAGACCUUGAGAAACUGUUGAUGGAACUAUGGAUGGAAUUGGAAAAGCGUUUCGGCAACGUCGCAGUAAUUACGAACGCAUUUCUUACAAGACUUCGAGAAUCAGCCAGAUUUGGAGAAUAUGAUAAGAAGAAACUCCAAGCAUUCUCAGAUCUGUGCUCGGACGUGGUUUCGCAAGUUAGUCAACUUCCUGGCUUAGCAUGCCUCAACUAUCCAAACGCCAUUCGACCCAUCCUCUAUAACUUAUCAGAAUCCCUUCGCAACAGAUGGGACAAGCAAGUCGUUGAAUUCACUCUGAAAAACAAAGACGCUUAUCCUGAUUUUACCGUGUUUGCCUCCAUGAUCGAGAAACAGUCCCUACUCAAGAAUCACCCAAACGUGACAGCUUUCGAGAAACGAGGAAAGGGAGAUCGGAGAAAGCCUUUUAUCCCACCACUUAUCCCACCAGAGGACCCCCUGCAUACGGUCUUGGCGGGAGAAACUAAAACAGAAGAUGAAGAAGUUAAAGAAAAACACUGCCCGUUCCACAAAUGCAUCGGACAUACGUUGUCAGAGU
Molecule: messenger RNA, 1738 nt
Organism: Paramuricea clavata
Lineage: Eukaryota; Metazoa; Cnidaria; Anthozoa; Malacalcyonacea; Plexauridae
Source: the annotation of a GenBank genome assembly